Syzygium oleosum is the source of this 587-nucleotide messenger RNA. RefSeq names its product heavy metal-associated isoprenylated plant protein 46-like. The coding region runs from base 127 to 474 and encodes 115 amino acids. Lineage: Eukaryota; Viridiplantae; Streptophyta; Magnoliopsida; Myrtales; Myrtaceae. The record is from RefSeq and is a predicted model, not a curated record. The transcript has 3 exons.
AGUCGAUGCUAUAAAUAGAGAGUGGCACCUCAGUUCUUCUUCAGCCGUCCUCCAACAUUUUCACAGAAUUCUUCGAGCAAAUUGAAGAAUUUCGAAUUCCCCAAAUUCCUAAUCGAAGCAAGCACCAUGAAGCAAAAGGUCGUGAUUAAGGUGUCUAUGAACGAUCACGCCUCGAGUUUUUAUUGUUUUGGCCCCCAAAACCCUCACUCCAAAGCUUUGAGACUUACGGGUGGCUUUCCAGGAGUUCAAUCCGUGGCGCUGGUGGGUGACCAGGAUCAGAUCGAGGCGACCGGGGAGAUCGAUGCGGUCAAGCUCACCACUUUGCUCAGGAAGAAAGUCGGGUUCGCGGAGAUAGUGUCCGUGGGUGAGGUCAGGAAAGACAAACCCAACGAAAAGAAGGACGCACAGCCUGUCGUAUGGUCGUACCCGCACCGUGAAGUCAUCUACCUCGGGGAUUCAUACCCACUGUUCUAGCCCCUGUAGGAUCGACAAAGAUCGACAUUGAUGACUCAUAUAAACGAUGUGAUAAGCUUAUUUACACAAGCAGUUUUGAGAAGUGAAUAAAAUCAAUUCCCGAUUUUCAACGA